AUGGUGAUGUUGAUGAUGGUGAUGCCAAAGAUGACAAUGGUGUCUGGUGGAGAGCUGUUUGACCGUAUCAUAGAUCGGGGGGUGUACACAGAGAAGGACGCCAGCCAGCUGGUCCGCCAAGUACUGCAAGCGGUCAACUACCUUCACGAGAACAGCAUAGUGCACAGGGACCUCAAGCCAGAGAACCUGCUAUACUUCGACUCAGACGAGAACUCCAAGAUCAUGAUCAGUGACUUCGGCCUGUCCAAGAUGUCCGACCACGGAGUGAUGUCCACAGCCUGCGGCACGCCAGGAUAUGUUGCCCCUGAAGUUCUGGCUCAGAAACCCUACAGCAAGGCUGUGGACUGCUGGUCCAUAGGAGUCAUCACAUAUAUCCUGCUGUGUGGCUACCCUCCCUUCUUUGAGGACAACGAGACACGUCUGUUCGCUAAGAUCAUGAGGGCCGACUACGCUUUCCACUCGCCUUUUUGGGAUGACAUCUCUGAGUCAGCGAAAGACUUCAUCCGGAACAUGAUGCAGAAGCACCCUAACAAACGGUUCACCACAGAACAGGCCCUCAGACACCCCUGGGUCAUUGGAAAGACAGCGAGGGAUCAGGACAUCUAUAAAUCAGUCAGCAUGCAGAUCCAGAGGAACUUUGCCAAGUCCAAAUGGAGGCAAGCCUUCAACGCCACAGCAGCCAUCAAACACAUAAAGAAGCUGCAGUUGGCCCACGCCGACCCCGACGCCCCUCUCCCUCCCAUCCCUGCCAUAGCCAUCAACCCCUGCAACUCCCAGAAUCCCCUGCGGGGUGUCAACAACAUCACCACAGAGGAUGUUGACUCCACCAGCAACCUCCCGAUCCCAAUGUGUCACAUGACCCCUCCAGAGGCACAGUACCGGGGCCUGAGAGCCAGUCACAGCGAGCCCAUGCACGCGCCGGUCGUCAUGGAGACAUAUAACGCAGAGAAUUGCUCCUCAUUCACGGCAGCUAAGAGCUGUGAUAUGGACAGGGCGACCAAUAGGAAUGGCCAGACUAUGCAAACUGGGGUGUGUUCUGUCAUGUGAUUGGUUGAUUGGCCUGAGGAUCAAUUCAACUACGUCAAGUGUUUCUGCAGUGUUGCAGUCAAGAAGUUUGAGCCACUCCUUGCUGCUCUACAGGUGUCUGUCUGCUGCCUCCUGCUGGUUCAUUUCUGUAGUGCUCUUCUGAGAUUUCCAGGGGCCCAUAGCAAGGACCCGGGGCCUGAACCUUCUCCAAAGGAGAACACAGGAAUACCUGGGGUUCAUACCCAAUUACAGUGCAGUACAUUUACACUCACGCACAAAUGUAUGCACUCACACACACAAAUGCAAACUUUCAUUUCUCUGACCCAAGCUACUGUCGAUGAAGCUUUUGAAGUGUACAUUCUGUCAUGCAGUACCAGUCAAAAGUUUGG
Messenger RNA from Oncorhynchus mykiss (rainbow trout), 1415 nucleotides. RefSeq names its product calcium/calmodulin-dependent protein kinase type 1D-like. Gene Ontology annotation, molecular function: protein kinase activity; ATP binding. The record is from RefSeq and is a predicted model, not a curated record. Gene Ontology annotation, biological process: protein phosphorylation. NCBI's taxonomy places the organism in Eukaryota, Metazoa, Chordata, Actinopteri, Salmoniformes, Salmonidae.